AUGUCCAACGCCAUGCAUCAUUCAUCAUGCCUCAUGCACGCUGAAUCCAUUUUUCUUCCACUACACCCCUACACACCCAUCACCUUUCAACUCUCCAUUCUUUAUCACUCAUACCCAUCCCUCUCAUUGCCCAUAGUUGCAUUUGACACCCAAAGCUACAAACCCAUUCAUCUCUCUACACCACGUACCUUCCAUGCACACAACCACCUUUAUCCCCUCAUUUCCCUCAACUUCUCUUUCUCUUCCUCUUCCUCUUCCUCUUUCUGCGCCUCUUUUCCGGUGAUCCAAGGUGUGCGGCGCUUCCGGACGUUAACGGAGGGCGGCGUCCACCUGGAGCUCACUCCCACCACCACCUCCCCGCUGGCCAUCAACGUCACUGAAUCAACCGAUAUAAGGAUCCAGCGCCUCAUCUCCGAGAACCCCGUCAUCACCUUCAGCCGUCUCUCCUACUACAUAUGCCACAUCAUGAAGUGCCUGCUCUCCACCAUCGGCGUGCACCCCACCAUCAUCGAAUUGGAUGACGAGGAGAUCGGAGCCCUCGCCGCCCACUCCGCCUACUCCACCUCCACCGCUCCCGUCACCCCCACCGUCUUCAUUAGCAGCACACGUGUCGGAGGCUUGGAGAGCCUCAUGGCCCUCCACCUCAGCGGCCACCUCGUCCCUUACCUCGCCGGUGGUGGAAGCUUUCUCUGGGGAUGA
Molecule: messenger RNA, 699 nt
Organism: Vitis riparia (riverbank grape)
Lineage: Eukaryota; Viridiplantae; Streptophyta; Magnoliopsida; Vitales; Vitaceae
Product: glutaredoxin-C6-like
Exons: 1
Coding region: 1-699 (232 amino acids)
Source: RefSeq, a predicted model, not a curated record